GGAAGUUCUGGUUGACCACAAGGAGAGGGAGAAGCUCCAAGCGAACUGGGUUGUUGUACGUGCUGCUGAAAGUGUGUUUCACAAGGUGAGCGACACGGUUGUGCGGCCCUGGCCUGUGUCCGUUGCCCAAGCCACACGGGCCUACAUGGGGAAUGAGUCGGCCGACUUCGUGUGGAGCUCCUUUGCGGAGACCUGGGAGAUCGCCAGCAAGCCGGCCGUGGAGUGCUCCAAUUACGCCACGGUCAUGGAGGACUGGCUGAGCUUCUGCAGGAACAAGAGCUUCGGCCGCACGGAGGCGCUGAAGCACUUCCGGAGCGUCACGGCGCGACACCAGCACUGCGGGAAGUACGUGGCCAAGUUCGUGGGUGAGAAUCGCUGCUUUAAGCACGCGAAGCCACUGCCGCUGCUUUAA
This is a messenger RNA of Effrenium voratum, 412 nucleotides long. The record is from the annotation of a GenBank genome assembly. Lineage: Eukaryota; Dinophyceae; Suessiales; Symbiodiniaceae.